AUGAUUGGGGCUACGUUGAACAAGGAAAACAUGACGGACAUGACUAAGUUUUAUUGCUCCGCUCGUUCUGAUCUCUAUAUGACGCCCAGCUCGUCGACCGGCUCGUUGAACUCGUUAUUUUGUCGUAUUUGCCACAUGAGUAAUGAUGAACUGAUUCGGCCAUGUCGAUGUGAUGGAAGUGUAAGUUAAUAUUGUUUUUUCCGGACAAGUGGGGAUUGAACACAGUCAAUUAUGAUUGUAAUUUGAUUGUUAGGAGUUUGAGGUUGGUUUACGUAUAAGGUGAGCUAGAAUUGUGGUUUGGUUGAGAUGAUAUGAGCUGUUAUAUUACUUUAGCCACUAUGGUGUUGUAGGUUCGACUUUAAGUUAACGUAUCUUCUUCUAAGCUAUCAGUUUGGAGUUAUACAUUAACUGAAAACGUUAAGGUUGUUCUUAGGCUUAUUUUAAGUUCAAAUUCUUCAAAUUGUGCGGCUUGGUUCACGACGAAUUAUAUUACCAUAGACAUCACAUUUUUCUUUUUUCAGAUUGGUCAUGUACAUACACAAUGCCUGGACAGAUGGGUCAAGUUGUCCGAAUGUAAUCAUUGCCAAGUGUGUAAGACACGAUAUGCACGAUCAUUACCAAAGCUAAAGCCAUUGGCACAAUGGGAACGACCAACUUGGUCGCUAAUAGUCGGGGUAGGUCACGGUUAAUAUGUUUAUGCUUUGAAUGUGAUAUUAGGAUGACUUUUGAGUUUUUAGGUUGAUUUGGAAUGUCAUUUUAGUUAAAUUUUUAUUCAUAAAAGGUUUUAAAAAUUUUUAUUUUUUGCACGGUGCAAGUGUCAAAAAUUGUUGCAUGGUGCAGGCCUUUUUUGAAGUUGAAUACUGUAACGGCUGAAGGUUAUAAUGGUCUGUUAGUGUGUUAGAUAAUUAAUAAUAGGCGUGUUAAAACAGUUUAUUAUGUUGAAAUUACAAUUUUUUUUGGUGAUUUUUAAUGAAUUUUUGAAAUUUUCUGCACGGUGCAAGCGCUAAUAGUCGUUGCACUGUGCAGACUUUUUUUGAAGUUUAUUGACUUUUAAAAUUGAAAUUAAAGAAAAAUGAUGUCAUUUAUAAUAAGAUAUGGAUUUUUUACUUUUUUAAAUCUAAAAAAUUUUAAAAUUUCGAAUAUUUAAAACUUUAUUGUUGCCUAAUUUCAGGUGAUUUUGAUCUUCCUCCUACUCAGUUAUCACAUAUACGCUUUGUACCAUUCCUGCACGAGUGGUGCCAUCAACACGACACACCUUAUUGUCUACAUUUCGAUGCUCACGGUGGACCAGGUGGUACUAUUGGGAAUGCUGGCUCUAUACCUAUCAGGCCAAACGGUCACGGUUUUUACGAAUCGAAGAGGAGUAUCGACCGGUAAGAAGCUAACAAAGGCGGAGGAAGCAGUACCAAAGGUCUAG
Molecule: messenger RNA, 1417 nt
Organism: Bursaphelenchus okinawaensis
Lineage: Eukaryota; Metazoa; Nematoda; Chromadorea; Rhabditida; Aphelenchoididae
Source: the annotation of a GenBank genome assembly